AUGAGCUCUCCGAAGAAGCCCCUCAAUCGACCUAAGAAGCGCACAUUGGUUCGCUGGGACGACAAUCUCGAUGAGCUCCUUCUGUUGACCAUCCAAUCAGUAUGCAACAAAAACUCCGUCAAGAUCCCGUGGGCCGAGGUGGCGAAGACUAUGGGACAUAAUGUGACCGAGGGGGCUAUCGUGCAACAUCUCGCCAAACUUCGCAGUCGUCGGGUUCAAUCUGAUAAAGCUGUACCUCCUCCUCUCCGGCGCGGCGGUGUUGGGUCGUCCUCAGCCAGACCAUCUGAGACUAAACGCAAGCGCCAUAAAACGCCGCCGUUGGAGCCUGACGAAGAGAAUCCAGACAUCAUUCCCGUGAUUGACCAUUCAUCCGACGAAGAUUACGGGGUCAAGAGUGACGCGAAAGCACGCAGGAAGCGGAAGCAGAGGGCCAACGUUCAGCCAUUGAAGGAUGUCCCAAUUAAAGCAGAACCAGAGACUGAAGAUGAAACAGAGAGCGAUGGAGAGGAUUCAGGAGAGUAUUUGGUACCUGGUGCUCCCUUCCUGGACUUCCCCAACGACAGGCAGGCCGUCGAAUCUCCUCCUGUCCCUGAGAGCAAGAUAGUCGUUCUGAAGUACAGGGCCAGAAACAACCAUGGCUCUCCAGGUGUUCAGGACUUGCGACAGACUCCGGCCAACUUGUAUAUGGACCAAACGCUUGACUCUGACCUUUAUCAGCAUUCUCUCAGCCCUCUCCAAAACCGGCCUGCGUUUGCGAAUCACCAUGCUGUGAACCAACAUUAUGUGGCAGCAUCUCGGCCAACCGAGGCAGUCUCAUAUGAGACAGCUUACGCGCCCGCCACUCUCCAUAACUUUGGUGCUUACGAUGAAGUUAACGGCCUUCCUAGCACUGUCGCACCGUGGGAAUGGCACCAAACCACCUCUACUCAUCACGAUCCUUCCGAUAUGAUCGGUUAUAAUACUGAGGAAUUUUUCGACGAUCAAUACCAGUAUCAUUUUUAG
Aspergillus terreus NIH2624 is the source of this 1002-nucleotide messenger RNA. RefSeq lists its product as uncharacterized. The transcript is spliced from 2 exons. The record is from RefSeq and is a predicted model, not a curated record. The coding region runs from base 1 to 1002 and encodes 333 amino acids. NCBI's taxonomy places the organism in Eukaryota, Fungi, Ascomycota, Eurotiomycetes, Eurotiales, Aspergillaceae.